UAUCAGUUCGUUGAAUGUGCUCAUUUCGUUGUGUAGGAAUGUCAUUUUUUCUCUUUCCUGAUACGUACCUUGUCGCUUAUUUUUAAUUUCAUGUUUCGGAAUGGGAUUUUCAGAUUUUCUUAGUGUACUAGAUGAAUCUUAAAGGUAAUAUAUUUUAGAUAUUGAUAGACCCAGGUAUGCAGCGCGUUGGCAAUCUUCGAUUUACAGACGUAAAGUGAAUGAUAUCAUAUUAGCACCCAUCACACCAAAUACCUCCAGAUGCAUACAACACGGAUUGAUGCAAACCCAAUCGAAGCAUUGGUCACUUAUAGAACUAAACUAUAUGUUGAAAGACAUUUUAGGAAUUUCCAUCAUGAAAUAAGAAAAAGUGUGCAGAGUGAAAGAAAUGCUGCGGUAAAAUGUGACGAAUGCACUUGGAAUGACCUUUUGGACAGUUCGUUUACUUGUCCCCGUCUGAUAUGCGACAAAAUAAGGGACCUCAUCAAGUUGAGCCAUAUAAAUACCAAUCCUUCAUGGUCAAAUACCAGACCGGAAGAUUGGUGUAAUGGUUAUUGGGAGAUAGCGAAGUGUUUUCUGCCCGAAUCCGAUACCAAUGCUCAGACGACAAGCGCAGAUGAUCUGGAGUUAUUGGAUCUGGUUGAAAGUGUUUGCAAUUGCAAGUUUUCCGAUAUUUCGAUAGGAAAGUCUAGAGCCAAUGAAAGAGCGACGAUUCAGUUGCGAGAUAUUCUUAUUCGAAAAAAGAAAGAAAAUAUGUUUCUCGAUUCGGAGAAAAAUUGUCUGCAGUAUCAGAAAGCACUCGAAGAAUUCUUGUCUGCUAUAACGCCACUAGAACAACAACACAGUCUGCCUGAGCUGAUACAAUUCACAAAACGAUAUCCACAAUUGAGUCGGUCACUUUCUACAAAAUCAAGUGAUAUUUUGAAAAGCUACUUGGAUGAAAAAACAUACACUUCAAAAGAAUGUGUUCUGCCGAAACCCAUUCAUAUACGACAAAACUCCGAUGAAGAUGCGCCUAUUGCAUCGACGUCCAUUGAAUUACCAAGGACAAGCAUUUCGUUACCCGCGGUUCAACAAUUAGAUAUAACGGAUGGAGGUCGUCGUCAGAAACGGCAUCAACAAGUCGCUAUUCCUACCAACAAACACAGGGAAAAUCAAAGGCAAGAAUGGCUUGAUAUUCUUUAUGAAGGAAAUCGUAACGCUUUUCAAAAAGAAUGCAGCCAUAUUUGUCAAGAAAUAAAAUCGAAAAGUCAGAACAUACUCGAUGUUUACGCAGCAAUUUUUGACCGUCCAGACAAACCAAGACAAACAGCAUUUAUUGCCACUGUCAGUAAGGAUCAAGAAAAUGAUAUUACUUAUUCUAAUCACAACAUCGUAACGAAGGUUAUGAACCGAUAUGAAGCUGAAGGAAAGAUAGUAGCGUACUCAGAUAUCACAAGAGGAAACCGUCUAUCUCCCGGUGAUCAGUCUAAAUUGAAACAACAUAUAUCCGAACUGUCACCACUGCUUAUGCAGAAGCAUAAAUACCUAAACAUGAUAACUGCAAGUGGUGUUAGAUCCAGGGGUUUUGGAAAAGCUCACGCGAUUGAACCAGAGAUUUGCAUUGUUUUGUAUGUUCACACAAAAGGAUAUAUUCCAAUAGACGAGGAGGCAUUUGAAAAAAGUUAUCAUGACAUACCUGUCGAUGUUAGAGAAGGAGGAUUUUGGGGCUUUAAUGAAACCGUUCGUAUUGGCGAUGGCAUCUUCCGUGAUGGCGUCGGUUUGGUAGGAAGUUUGGGCGGAUUUUUUGAACAUCCUUCGCUUGGGCUUUGUGGAAUAACUUCAGCACACGCUGUACUUAAGCCAGAGGAACUAAAACAGUGCAUGGAAGAUGGACGACUUCCUGCAAACAAAGUGGAUGAAACAUAUCAAAUUAAAACAUGCAACGAUCAUUCAGAUAUUGGUCGUCUUGUUAUGGCAUUUUAUUCCGAAGGAAAUGACCAAGAGGCAGGUGCAGAAAUUGCCGUUUUUGUCAUCGAUAGUAGUUUGUCAUCCGAUCAGGUGUCUGUGUCCUUUGACGGAAAUAAUCGCCAAGGUCAACCAGCUACAUUUUCAUUUGAAACAGGAAAAUCACUAGGAAGUGCAUACUUUUACCCAGACUAUCAUUGUUGUAAAUAUGGAAGCGCGACAUCCUUUACUUCUGGUGAAAUCAGUAGUGACUUUGAUAACGAUGGCCUUCUAAGCAUUAAGGAAAUGAAAUUUGACGAGUUAAAACCUCUCGUUUUACAUAAACAGUACGAAAUCAAAGCUUUGUCGAUGGACAAGUCUUUUGCAGAUUUCGGUGAUUCUGGAGCUUUUGUUUAUUGUUGGCGUUCGACGGACGAUUUGGUAUGCGUUGGAAUGAUAGUUGGUGGUACAUCAUAUGACACAACUGUUAUCACUCCUAUAAACUCAAUUUUGAAAACGCUUGGCGUUCCAAAAUUAAAGAAUUUCAGGAAAAUAAAAAGCGAGCAGUUGCUUAAACAAUUAGAUGCUAAAGUUGACCAACUUGAGUCGAAGUUUGACAAUAUGCAGUCUGGUAUAAAUGAGAUUUUGCAUUAUUUAAAUCCAAGGUCCACGAGUGGACAAACUGACUGUUGAAAAAACAACAACAACACAACUUGACGCUUUAAGCGAAGCAAACACAUAACGCUAUAUUUUGGGUGUUCUGAAACACAAUGCAGUUCCUGUCUUAUUAUACAUGUAUGCCUUCCAAUUUUAUCUGAAACUAGGCCAUUGACAUUGCAAGGCCAAGUGUUAUGUAGACGGCUUAUUUAUGUAUUAUGCACUUGCUUUGUAUUGAGAAUGAUGUUUAUUACAAAUUAUAAAUUUGGAACAUUG
Messenger RNA from Mya arenaria, 2856 nucleotides. RefSeq lists its product as uncharacterized. The transcript has 6 exons. The record is from RefSeq and is a predicted model, not a curated record. Bases 259 to 2616 code for a protein of 785 amino acids. Lineage: Eukaryota; Metazoa; Mollusca; Bivalvia; Myida; Myidae.